Molecule: messenger RNA, 2129 nt
Organism: Pongo pygmaeus (Bornean orangutan)
Lineage: Eukaryota; Metazoa; Chordata; Mammalia; Primates; Hominidae
Gene: ERCC8
Product: ERCC excision repair 8, CSA ubiquitin ligase complex subunit
Exons: 12
Coding region: 155-1345 (396 amino acids)
Biological process (GO): protein polyubiquitination; transcription-coupled nucleotide-excision repair; proteasome-mediated ubiquitin-dependent protein catabolic process
Cellular component (GO): Cul4A-RING E3 ubiquitin ligase complex; nucleotide-excision repair complex
Molecular function (GO): protein binding
Source: RefSeq, a predicted model, not a curated record
GGCCGGCCUCCAUCCUGGAGCCCUUCUAGUAACGGCGCUCACCAUUGGCCAGAUAUAUCACCGACUGACCAAUGGGAGACUCUGCUGUUCCAGUCCCGCCCCUGAGCUCUGUCAUGGCGACGUCCAGUGCUCCAGCUGGUGUGAGGAACACGAUAUGCUGGGGUUUUUGUCCGCACGACAAACGGGUUUGGAGGACCCUCUUCGCCUUCGGAGAGCAGAGUCAACACGGAGAGUUUUGGGACUGGAAUUAAAUAAAGACAGAGAUGUUGAAAGAAUCCACGGCGGUGGGAUUAACACCCUUGACAUUGAACCUGUUGAAGGGAGAUACAUGUUAUCAGGUGGUUCAGAUGGUGUGAUUGUACUUUAUGACCUUGAGAACUCCAGCAGACAAUCUUAUUACACAUGUAAAGCAGUGUGUUCCAUUGGCAGAGAUCAUCCUGAUGUUCACAGAUACAGUGUGGAGACUGUACAGUGGUAUCCUCAUGACACUGGCAUGUUCACGUCAAGCUCAUUUGAUAAAACUCUGAAAGUAUGGGAUACAAAUACAUUACAAACUGCAGAUGUAUUUAAUUUUGAGGAAACAGUUUAUAGUCAUCAUAUGUCUCCAGUCUCCACCAAGCACUGUUUGGUAGCAGUUGGUACUAGAGGACCCAAAGUACAACUUUGUGACUUGAAGUCUGGAUCCUGUUCUCACAUUCUACAGGGUCACAGACAAGAAAUAUUAGCAGUUUCCUGGUCGCCACGUUAUGACUAUAUCUUGGCAACAGCAAGUGCUGACAGUAGAGUAAAAUUAUGGGAUGUGAGAAGAGCAUCAGGGUGUUUGAUUACUCUUGAUCAACAUAAUGGGAAAAAGUCACAAGCUGUUGAAUCAGCAAACACUGCUCAUAAUGGGAAAGUUAAUGGCUUAUGUUUUACAAGUGAUGGGCUUCACCUCCUCACUCUUGGUACGGAUGAUCGAAUGAGGCUCUGGAAUAGUUCCAAUGGAGAAAACACACUUGUGAACUAUGGAAAAGUUUGUAAUAACAGUAAAAAAGGAUUGAAAUUCACUGUCUCCUGUGGCUGCAGUUCAGAAUUUGUUUUUGUACCAUAUGGUAGCACCAUUGCUGUUUAUACAGUUUACUCAGGAGAACAGAUAACUAUGCUUAAGGGACAUUAUAAAACUGUUGACUGCUGUGUAUUUCAGUCAAAUUUCCAGGAACUUUAUAGUGGUAGCAGAGACUGCAACAUUCUGGCUUGGGUUCCAUCCUUAUAUGAACCAGUUCCUGAUGAUGAUGAGACUACAACAAAAUCACAAUUAAAUCUGGCCUUUGAAGAUGCCUGGAGCAGCAGUGAAGAAGAAGGAUGAAUAUCACCUUUAGCACCUUUGUGUCUCUGCUGAAACUUUUUAAAUGAGACUGUAUGUUUUUUUCAACUGUACGGUCUAUUCCUGACAGCUAAAUUAGCCCUAAAUGUGGGUAAUUUUUUUCCUCAUGUUUUAAAAUGAGGUUAAUAUUUGCAUAAAAUCCUAAAACAGACUUCUGUAUAGUUUAUUUAGUCAAAAUGUCUUCCUUGAGCCUAGAUGUUGUGGCCUGGGAAAGCCCUCAUUGCAACAGUACAAGUACACAAGUCAUUGUACCUCAACUGUGACCUUCAGCAGAUUUUAUGAACUAUAAGAUGCAGUCUCAGGGGAUCAGCAAGUGGAGGCCAUCAGUAUUGACUUUCUUUUACUUGCUGUACUAUCAGCCUGCUCGUUUCCACCUUCAAGAAUGAUUUUGCCAAGAAUGAUUAUAUCAAAAAUAGUAGUUGAAAUGGUAACAUCAAAAUUAUUUUAUUCUUUCUCCUUCAUGUAUUUACAUUUUUCAGUGGUUUCAUUUAAUUAACCAUGCUUUAUGUUAAACAUUUUGGGGCUCAGUGUCUCCUACUAUCCAAAAUGUGCAUCACAGGAGACUUUUAACUUUGUGAAAAUCCCAUGUUUGCUUUAUUUUACUUUAAUGUCAGAAGGCAGUUUGCACUAAUGCUUGAACUCUUUUUCUAUGAAACUCAUUAAGGUAUGACCAAAUCCUGCCUCAUUAAUUCAAGCAGAAAAUAUCCUGGCAGGGAAUCUGGCUUAAACAUGAAAUGCUGUAAUAAAAUUUCUAUGUUAUUGUCUC